UAUCAGUCCUACAAAGUAAAGCUGUAUACCUAAACAAAAACAUCGUCCAAUUAUACAUAGCGAUAGUACUUUUUGUUGAAAGUGUAAUUUCUACCAUUAAUGCAGUACAAUUAGAUAACUAAGUGAUGAAUAAAUAUUUGUGCACGUACAGGAUUUUAUCUCAAGAAUGAUUGUAAGUUAGAAAAGAGAACAUUACUUUCAAUGGUAAAUACAGACUGAUAUGACUGGGUUUUAAUCUGGAUACCUUUACGAUGUCAUAUCCUACAGGAAUAUCGUGUUAAAAAUAAGAACAAGCUUUCAAAGGGGGCGUUCAAAAUGUGGUGGUUUAUAACGGAUUCAGGUAUUUGUAAUGACUCUUAGGCAGAACAUCAUGCAGUCAGGCAACCGUUUAUAUAACCGGUCUUGUUUAAGCCCAAAUUAUCGUUGGUUUAGAGCAAAUGAUCAGCACUUAAUAGGCAUUUGAAUAGCCUGAAAGAUAUCUCCUGUGACUGCAAAAUAUAGGGUCUGUCUAUUUUGAGUCUAUCGCUUUCAAUUGACGUCAGAGAGACGCGUACGUACAGCACAGCAGUCGGGGAGGGACUGUAAAUACUUACUUCUUAUUUCUUAUUAUUGCUGAGAACAGUCAAAUUUCUCACGUCGAUUAGUCAGCACAAAUUAUCCAGGUCGUCGAUUUAUCAUCAUAUUACCAAAUAUAUCAUUUAUCCAAACAGGAAACUGUUUCUAUUUUGGAGUAUUUAUUCCGGUAAGAUGAAUUUUAAAACCUUGAAAGAUAUGCGUGUUUUCCGACAUGAAUAUUCCGUCUUGUUUAUUUGUUUCGUUACGGUUUUGCGUCACAAGAGGUAUUUUAUUUACGCGUCAUGCGACUAUGUGUGGUACCAAUAAUUCAAGUUGAAAUGCACCGUUAUGUGUGAAGUCAUACAGAAGUGUUAAUGUGUUGUUUUGGGAUCUGCUAGUAUGUUAGAACUGUAUCAGUACAUUAAUAGUCAUAGCCUUGCAAAAUGAGAUUAAUACAUAUAAACACUUUACAGAUUUCUCUUUAACUUAUGACUACCUACAUUUGCAAUACUUUUGGAACACUCCUCAUGCACUCCUUAUGCACUGGCAUGCGAAUGUUUAUGUAAUGGGACAAUACCACUUGCACGGCGGAAUUCAAAUUUGCAAGUCAGUUGAAUGAUGCCUUCUUACAAGUUCGUGUAUUUCGACCUUCGGGCAAGGGGUGAACUAACUAGAUAUGUAUUUUCAUGCGCCAGUAAAGAAUUCGAAGAUUCAAGAUUCUCGUUUGAAGAGUGGAAUUCAUUGAAGCCAGUAACGAUGCCAUUUGGUCAAGCCCCGGUACUUCUUGUGGAUGGUAAAACACUCGCACAAAGUGGCGCUAUUGCCAGAUUCUUAGCACGAGAAUUUGGACUGGCUGGAAAGAAUAGUUGGGAGCAAGGUAUGGUAGAUCAAUAUAUGGAGCUUGCAACGGAAAUGAUGGACGAAAUUGUCAAAUGGUACUUUGAAAAGGAUGAAGAAAAGAAGAAGGAACGCUUGAAAAAUCUAAAUGAAGCUGUUUAUCCAAAAUACUUAGGACUAUUCCAAAAUGCUCUUGAACAGAAUGGAGGCAGAUACUUCGUGGGAACUGAACUGACAGCUGCAGAUCUCGCAGUCUUGGACAUUUUUGACACUCCGAUGUAUCAUACCCCAAAUUUCAUGGACUCGUUUCUGAAUUUGAAAGCACACAGAGAACGCAUAGCAUCCCUGGAAAACCUUGCAAACUAUAUUAAAAAAAGAAAUGUUACGGAUCUUUGAAUGUGUAAUAAUUUGUCGUUUUGACAUUCGGAAAAAUGAGCUAGAAACAAAUUGUAUAAGACAUGUCCAUUAGUCCAUGUAUGUAUUGUGCAGGUUCUUGACUUUUAUAUGUGCAUUACAACAUGACACUUUGAUAUAUUUUAUAACAAAUAAAUUUUGAUUCUUAUUCUUUAUCAGCACAUUUAGUUGUGAACGUAUUCAACACUGUAAAACAAGAACUUUAUACAUCUAGCAAAUGGAACUAACUUCACUUUUCUAGGGAAAAAAGUUGAAACUACCUGAAAGCAGUGCGAAAUGAACAAUGUCAUUUACAAAAUAUUGUAUAUAUCUGGCACGGAGAAAAGAAUGUUGAAGAAGGUCAAACAUAAAAUCAUUUGUAAAAACUCAUGUAGGUUCCACGACUUCGAAAGCGUCUUUAAUAAAUUAAAUGUAACUAAAAACAUUUUGACCCUGGCAAGAAUAAUACAUACCAAAAGCCACUUUUUGCAAAGAAAAGAUUAGAUUAACCUAUGUUUGUGCAACUUGAACGUGAGCGUGUC
Mercenaria mercenaria is the source of this 2327-nucleotide messenger RNA. Its product is annotated as glutathione S-transferase 1-like. The record is from RefSeq and is a predicted model, not a curated record. Bases 1171 to 1788 code for a protein of 205 amino acids. Lineage: Eukaryota; Metazoa; Mollusca; Bivalvia; Venerida; Veneridae. Gene Ontology annotation, biological process: glutathione metabolic process. The transcript is spliced from 6 exons. Gene Ontology annotation, molecular function: glutathione transferase activity.